UGAUGACGUUGCCUCUGGAGCGGUGGAGAACUGGGGCUAGGCGUUUGAUAAUGCAAUGAAAUCGUCACUUUAAAUGCAAACUAAACCACCAGAUAAUCCAAGAUAGUGUCGCGUGAGAGCAUGUUUUUUGUUGUAACGCGUGUCUACCCGUUUGGCUUCGAGAAAACCAAGUUAGGAGGACUUCUUUCAAGGAGUUAGCUUAGCUACUCUGCCUCGCAGCUGCGGCGCUGGUUGCUUUAAAUGAUGACAGCUCGUAGCUAGACUAAAUACAGCGAAAUGUUCCUUACCGAAUACACGCUACAAGGCCUUCAGAAGACAGGACAGAGUCCCUUGAUAGAGCAGAGUGACACUGAGCUAAAUUUUCUGGUUUACAGAAGAGGGACACGAUGUUGGAGUCCUAUGUCACGCCGCUCCUGAUGAGCUAUGUGAACAAGUACAUCAAGAAUCUGAAGCCAUCUGACUUGCAGCUGUCUCUCUGGGGAGGAGAUGUAGUACUCAGCAAGUUGGACCUGAAGCUGGAUGUGCUAGAACAGGAAUUGAAGCUUCCUUUUACAUUCAUGAGUGGUCAUAUACAUGAGCUGCGUAUUCAUGUACCCUGGACCAAGCUGGGUUCCGAGCCUGUCGUCAUCACCAUCAACACCAUGGAGUGCAUCCUAAAGUUGAGGGAUGGAGACCAGGAUGACCAUGAGAGUGGUUCUAGCUCCACGAGUCGGAGUGUCUCUGAGAGUUCCAAGGCUGUCGGCAAGCCUCGCCGACUCCAGCAGGCUGCCCCUAGUGACCCAGACCUGCCCCCAGGUUAUGUGCAGAGCCUUAUCAGACGUGUGGUGAAUAAUGUGAACGUUUUGGUGAACAACUUGAUAUUGAAGUACGUUGAGGAUGACAUUGUGUUGUCAGUCAACAUUACUUCAGCAGAGUGCUACACUGUGGACGAUGUGUGGGAGAGGGCCUUCAUGGACGUCACUGCUCCAGAACUUGUUCUUCGGAAAGUGAUCAACUUUUCUGAUUGCACUGUGUGCUUGGACAAACGAAAUGCAAGUGGCAAGAUUGAGUUCUACCAAGACCCACUGCUGUACAAAUGUUCCUUCCGAACACGUCUUCAUUUUAGUUAUGACAACAUCAAUUCUAAGAUCCCCUCUGUCAUCAAAAUACAAACCAUGGUUGAUAGCCUGAAGUUGUCGAUUACGGAUCAGCAACUUCCCAUGUUUAUCCGCAUUUUACAACUCAUUAUUGCACUCUACUAUGGGGAAAUAGGAGGGCACAAAGAAGCAGAGCGAGAAGAGGCCAGCUGUCAUGUCAGAGAAGCUGGAACAAAUUUACCUGGGAUAGAUAUGGACAUGGAGAACCAAGGUCCAAGCCCGUACUCCAGUCAAGAGUUCUACAUGAACUCAGGCCUUUCUGCAGAUAAUAACCAGGGCUGGGUGUCUUGGGCUUGGUCCUUUGUUCCAGCCAUUGUGAGCUCAGAGGAGGGCGAGGAAGGUGUCUACCAGCAAAGAGAGACAGGGGGCAUCCCAAACAAUCCCCAACAACACACAGUCAAGGAUCCUGUUGUUUCAAUCGGCUUCUACUGCACCAAGGCUUCUGUAACAUUUAAGCUUACAGAAUCCCAGGCAGAGAGCAGCUACUACAGUCCUCAGAAGGUUAAGUCAAGAGAGGUAUUGGGCCUGGAACAGGAGGGAAUCACUAUUGAGGUGCUUAUGAAGGGAGAACCCUUCUUUGACUGUCAGAUUGGCUUUGUGAGCUGCCGGGCUCUCUGUCUGAAAGGCAUCAUGGGAGUGCGGGAUUUUGAAGAAAACAUGAACCGACCUGAAAAGGAUGCAGUGUUCUUCAGCUGUGGUGACAGCCUAAGCAGCAAAGGAAUGACCUACCUUACCAACUCUCUGUUUGACUACCGCAGUCCAGAGAACAAUGGCGUCAGGGCUGAGUUCAUCUUGGAUUCUGUAACUCACAAGGAGACCUACACAGAGAUAGCAGGCAUGCAGCGCUUUGGUGCUUUCUACUUGGAUUACCUCUACACAAUGGAGAACAGCAGCAGCAAAGAUUCUCAGGACUUCUCUGUGUUGAAUGUGGAAGAGGUCGUCCCAACUAGCCAAGAAGCAUCCAUCAAGACACUUGUGGUUGGACCGUUAGACAUCAAGUUGCACAGUAGUGCAGUCCAUCGUAUACUGAAAAUGGUGACCUGUGCCAUGGAUCACGAAUAUGAGCCUUACUGCAAACCACAGCAAGAAAUGGUUGAGGAGAGUUGUUGUCCAGUCACUCCAGAAGAGAUAUCAAGAUUAGAGGAAUGUAUCCCCACCAGACUCACUUGUCUCACACUCCUCCAAGUCUCAGUCACAGUUUCUAUGGCUGAAUUCAAUCUUCUUCAUAUGCUAAUGCCCGUCAUCAUCGGAUGCAAGGCUACUCCAGGACUGGUCAACAUAUCAGCAUUUCAGCCAGCGCGCCCCCUACCAUCUGUACAGUUCCAAGUGGAGAGAGUGAAUGUUGAGCAUUCUGUGCCGAUGUAUGCUCUGGAAUUGGUCAGCACUGUUAGUGCUCUCAACCAGCCUCCUGACAACCUCCUACAUCACUGCUAUGCACAUUUUUACCUGAAGGUGUUUGGGUUCCAGGCAGGCCUGACAUGCCAAGACAAUACAAGCGGGUUCCUUCCUCUCAUCCCUGUUAUUCCCUCCUUUAGUACGGCAAUUUAUGGGAAGACGAUCCAGAUGCCUGCAUACUGGAGUAAAAGGUCUUCUGUCCCCACCACAGAGUGUAUUGUGGAGCUUCCUUACUUCACUGUGCAGGCCACAAGAGCACAGACACAUCUGCUCCAAGCAAUCUGGCAAAGCUGGACACCUGGCAUUUUGAAUUGGGCACCCUCGAUAUCCAGCGAAAGCCUUAUCAAUGAGGUUUACAAAGCUCCAGGUGUGAAAUCUCGAGGCUCGUCACCGACUCUUGAGGGCUCGCUCCAAAACCUUGAGCUGAAAUUCUGCAGCCGUGCAACGGUGAAAUGCGCUUCAGGAACCGUGGGAGCUGUAAAAGUGUGUGCCAGGACCCCAGGCUCAGAAGAGGUCACAAAGGAGAGGCUGAUUCCUCUGAUCCAGGGCCCAUCCGACACCAAGGAACUUCAUAUGAGGCGAUGGCUAAAUGAGAGCCGCAAACCUGAAUCACUUUUGGCUCCUGACCUGCUGGCAUUUUCUGUGCAGGUGCCACAGCAAGGAGAUGAUUCCAGGAACUCAGGUGGAGUUCUGUUGGCCAGUGUCCAGGGUAUAUCCAUCAACGUGGACCCAAUCUUCUGCACAUGGCUGCUGCAUCAGCCUCAUAGAGGGAGCAGCAGGCAACAGCAACAGAAUCCAGGUCCAGUUCCCUUGGCAAAGCGGAGAGAGGAUGAGGUAUCGGUAGGCAGCACACCAUUGGUCCAGCAGCCCUCCAAUCAAGCUUCCGACUAUGCAAGCAGCCCCGUCAAAACCAAGACUGUCACAGAAUCUCGUCCCCUUUCCAUUCCUAUGAAGGUAAUGCCUGACACCACAGCAGUAGAGUCAUUGGCAACGUCGGAGGAACAAAUGAAAGAGCUCAUUGGCCAAGCCUGGGAUUCUGUUAAACGCCUAACUCUACAGUUGGAGCUGCAAUCAUGUUGUGUGUUCCUGCCCAAUGACAGCCUUCCAUCCCCAAGCACUAUCAUCUUUGGUGACAUUCCUGGUACAGUGCGUAGUUGGUACCACAACCAAGCAUCUAUGCCAGGAACCCUUGUGGUCUGCCUGCCCCAGAUCAGUGUCCUCAGUGCUGGGCACAAGUACAUUGAACCGGUGCAGGAGCUCCCAUUUGUGGUCUCCAAGCCCAUCCUGGAAGAAGGUGAUGCUUUCCCAUGGACAAUUAGCCUGAGUCACUUUAGUGUGUACACUCUGCUGGGGCAGCAGCGCAGUCUGAGCCUUCUCAAACCAAUGGGGUGUACCUCCACGCUGGCAGUCACGUCACAUAAGCCGCCAAACUGUUCAGAAGGAAGGCAGUCUUUUGUUGUCUGCCUUCAUGUUGAUCUGCAGCCCGUCCGAGUCACGUGCUCCAACCCUCAGGUGCAGCUGUUGUACAAGCUCCUUCUCAGCUGGUUGUCUACAUGGGCUCGUCUCCAGAAACAUGGCAUCUUACCUCAGUCUGCCAGUAACGCAGAGCACCCUGCUGGUGCUGCUCCAUCCUCUUCAGUACACAGCAGCGCUGGAACAGCUUUGCCCGAUACCAGCACCUAUAGCCCCUCUGCAGAUGUGGGAUCCCCGACUGAGGGAGAUUCAGUACCAGGAGGUGAUGAUGGUCCUUUUGCUGACACAGUGACCCUGGAGCAGAAAACUAGCAACAUCGGUGGAACUAGUGGAAAAGUCAGCCUUUGGAUGCAGUGGAUGUUACCCAAGGUUAUUGUUAAACUCUUUGCUCCUGACCCAACAGUCAUAAAAACAGAAGUCUGCGUGGUCAGUGAACUAGAAGACUUGAGCGCCUCAGUAGAUAUCCAGGAUGUAUACACUAAGAUCAAAUGUAAAGUUGGCAGUUUCAACAUUGACCACUACAGAUGCAGUACGGAGGAGGGUGUUCGGCACAACUGUGGAGGAGUGGUCCUCUCUUGCACUGACAAGCUGAACAGACGCACUGUGUUGGUUCGACCGGUCAGCAAGCAAGAUUCUUUCAGCCAAUUCUCUGGCUUUUUCCCUCCUACGGCAGCCAAGGUCUUGGAAGGCUCUCACCAACAACAUGGGUUCUUGUCCAUUACCUACACACAGGCUGUCACCAAAAAUGUUCGUCAUAAACUCACCACACGGCCUGAGCGGCCAACGCGCAGUGCUACAACAGCCGGUCAGCGAGUUACUGCUGAUCCACUAGCAGAUGGUUCACCUCAGUACCUGAGAGAAAUCCUGCUGACAGCUCAGCCCUUUGAUGUUGUGCUGUCCUGUCCUUUGUUAACUACUGUAGCUGGAAUAUUUCAGACGACAGUACCAAGAUGUUACAAAGACCGUGGAAAGUCAGCAGGCCAGCCAAUGAGGAGCCACACCUUGACCUCUCGGUGUUUGCCUCUCAUCUACCUCAACACUAAUCUGAUCAGGGUUUUCUGCCCUCGAGCACCUGACAAAACUACCACACCAGAUCUCCAUGCAAAGAAAGAAGAUACCUUAGUACUUAAGUUGGGUUCCCUUAGCAUGGCACCUCAGGCUGAUAACCACCUUACCCGCACAGUGCUACGCAAAGACCUCUACCAACAUGCAUUAAACCUUGGUAUCCUGCGUGACCCAGGUUCAGAGGUUGAGGAUCGUCAGUAUCAGGUCGACCUUCAGUCCAUCAACAUUGGCACUGCUCAAUGGGAGCAACUCAAGCCAGAGAAGGAGGGAAUAAAAGGAGGUGUAUCCUCCGACGUUGAGAGGAACUCCCAGAACCCGGCCCUGGAAUGGAACAUGGCCAGCAGUAUCAGGAGGCACCAGGAGCGUCGGGCCAUCCUGACACCCAUUGUGACUGACUUCUCUGUCCGAGUGACUGCUGCCCCCGCCAUCAUCUUCAGCAAGAAUCUCUCCCUUGAUACUGGACAAGCAGAGGACUUUGUGGUGUGUGGCCAUUCUCUUGAAGUGAAUGUGACCAGCAGUCUGGAUUUUUACCUCAGCGUUGCGCAGGUGCACCUCCUUCAACAGCUUCUCAGAGACAACAUCAGGGGCAUGGACACUCCUGUGCAAGGCACUGAGAUCCGUAAACACGAGCAGAAGCAGAGCAGUCGAGGCUCGUUGACAGGCAUCGACAGUUCAUCUCGUCACAGUGGGAACGGGCAGGACAGCGGCUUCGGCAGCGAUAGCGCUCACAUCCGAAUUGUCCAGAUUGAGCAGCAGAGUGGAACCAGUCACCACUGCAUAGCCAGGCCCUCCCAUAAGUCCACCAUUACCAAAAACCUCAACUUUAUCCCCUUUGACAUCUUUCUGACUGCUAGUAGGCUGUCUGUCAUGGCCUAUGAAUGUUCUAAUCCCCCACAGGCCCCCACUUCAUUAGACAGCACACAGGAUAGGAAAGAGCCCAUUGAAAAGGUAGGAAAGAGUGCUCUCAACCAGCCUGAAAUCCUGUCUGAGUCUCCUCCAGCCUCGACCUUUGCGUCUCCGGACCCUGCUGCCCAGGUUACCCUGACAGACCUGACUGCUGAAGACAUCCUCAACAGCAAUAGCUCCAAGCCCGUCUCCCCUAUGCUGAGGGGCAGUCUGCUCUCCCUCAACUCCCUGUCAACCCCCAGCCGCUCCUCAGCACGCCACGCGCUGGGGGUGACAAUUGUAAGGCAGCCCGGAAGAAGGGGGGCUGCUGACCAGGUACUGGAACCGCUGCUCUACCUGCAGGUGAUCCAACCUUCUGCUCUUCUCAGCUGCCACCACCGCAAACAAAGGAUGGAGGUCUCUGUGUUUGAUGUGGCCUUAAGAGGAGUGGCUUCAGACUACAAGUGCCAAGACCAAGGGAAGACCUUGCCCGAGUCUCUGGAUUAUAAUGUGUGCUGGCUCCAGACAGCAGCAGGUGAGGUGGACAGCGAGACAGGCAUUCCGCCGCCUCUGCUAUGCCUUCAAAUUAAAGACUUCCUCAAUGGACCCGCUGAACUGAAUUUACAGUUCUCUCGCCCCUUGAAAAUCAACCCAACACUGGUCAAACUGGAGCAGGCCAAAGCCUACCUGAAGAAAAUCUUGCCAAACCACACUUGGAUCACCUCCUCUUCCCCUCAUCCAUCCCCUGCAAAGAUGCCAACAAGGGCCUUUUCCCCACCUCAUCAAAGUCAAGGCCUGUGGAAAGCCAGCAGCAUCGGUGCUUUGGCUUUGUCCUUCCACAAAGUCUUUCUCCACACUACACAGAUUGUGGUUGUCCUGGAGACGGAGGCCCAUCCAAUGAGGCCCAGCGUGACUGUGUCUGUGUCUUCUCUGAUGGGAAGUCUCAACUUGAAGUCAGACCCAAGCAUCGAGGAUGCAGUGCAAUCUGCUUCUGUGCAGCUGGAGCUACAAGAUGUGCUGAUGAGAACAGGGCUGAAAGACAGAAGCCAUCUCCUACUGGGGCCAUUUUCUUGCAGCAGCUCACUGGAGGCGAGGUGGUGUCGGCACAGUGGUAGUCCUGGACCUGAGCCUGGUCCCCCUAAACUGCUGCUGGACCUGAAAGGAGGCCUGUUGCAGGUGUUCUGGGGACAAGAACAUCUAAAUUGCCUGAAGCUAGUGGAGGAGCACCUGCAAGCAUAUCACUCUGCACAGAAAGGGGACUCGGAGGAAAACUGCUCUAAAGCCAAGACUUUUCUGGCCCAGCCACCGCCCUCCCCAGGCUCCCCCUGUUCUGGCUCAGAACACAGCUCUGACGACCUGCGAACGGGGAACUUUCAGUACAUCCAGGACUCAGCUUCCCAAAGAUGGCCAGGACCACAUGAGGUUGUGUUCUACGGUGAGACAGAGGAUAGCCCAGGACUAAUGCUGUGGAGGUAUCCUGAACCUCGUGUGCUAACCUUCAUCAGGAUAACUCCAGUCCCUUUCAACACCAUAGAGGACCCGGAAAUCAGUAUGGCUGACCUAGGGGACACCUUACAGGUACCAUGCAGCCUAGAGUACUGGGAUGAGCUCCAGCAGACCUUUGUUCCAUAUCGGGACUUUAGUCUGUCUGAGAGCCGCACCUGCCAGCUGCAGCUUCCCAGCCUGAGCCUCGCUGAUCAGCAGAAGGAGUUGGUGGCCUCAGACGUGUGGAGGAUUGUCCUCAAUAAUAACAGUGAGGCAGGAGAUGAGCAGAGUUCAGAUAGUGAAACUGGAUCUCAACUACCAUGCGAUCAGUUGGUAUCUCCCAUGGCCCUGGCAGCAUGCACCCGUGUGGACUCCUGCUUUGCACCUUGGUUUGUCCCCUCCUUGGGUGUGUCCCUGCAGCUAGCACAGAUGCAAGUUCACCUCUGCCACCAUCUAGAACAACUGGGAACAGUUCCAUCUCAAAAACUUCGACCCUUCCUGCCAGACAGGAAGAUACCUCAGAAACAAGAAUUCAUGGUUGUUGGUGCUUGGGAACCACAGAUCUUCUUGCGUCAGUGGACCAGUGGACCAAGACGUUGUCAGGAGUUCAACUUUUCCACCCAGUUAGACUGCAAGCUUCUGGAGUAUCGAAACUUAACACACCUGCAAGUUCUGCAGCCCUGUGUAAUACAGGGCCAGGCUACAGCCACAUCUUGUCUCCAAAGCAGUGUGUUGCAUGCAAACUUCUUUAUGGAACCUAUGUUUGCCACAGUCAGUCAGUAUGCCAUCCACACAUUGGACACUGCCCUGCAAAGCUGGCAACAGAAUGGAAACCCAGAGGCUGAGGAACUAGUUUACAGCCAUUAUGUCAUCUGCAAUGAUACCCAUGAGACUCUGCGCUUUGGCCAGGUGGACACCGAUGAGAACGUGCUGUUGGCAAGCCUCCACAGCCACCAGUACAGCUGGAGAUCCCACAAAUCUCCCCAGCUGCUCCACAUCUGCAUAGAAGGUUGGGGUAACUGGCGCUGGUCUGAGGCUUUCAGUGUGGACAAUGUGGGGACCCUGCUCAGGACCAUUGAGUACAAAGGCCGCACAGCCUCACUCAUCAUCAAGGUUGUGCAGCUUAACGGUGUCCAGAAACAGGUGAUAAUCUGUGGGCGGCAGGUCAUGUGCAGUUAUCUGACUGAGGACAUUGAACUGCGGUUGGUGCAGCACUAUGUUGGCCCUGAUGCUCAGACAGUGGUCAGAGAACACUGUGACUGCCUGGAGGCAGGGACAAAGUUGCCUUCCUAUAUUCUGGAAGAUGCUGAGCUGACAGAGUUGUGUGUACGGGCCAGAGGAGAUGAUGACUGGUCCCAGGAUGUGCAGCUAGAGCGGAAGGACAAAGGCACCAGCAGCUCUGUUGUACAGGUGCCAUGUUCUGGUGGUUCUUUGCUCUUUGUGUGGUGUAAUCUCAUCACUAUAGAGCCAGAUUCCCAUAUGAAGCAAAGAGUGGUUGUUUUUAGUCCACUGUUUGUCAUGAGGAGCCACUUGCCAGACCCGGUAAUCAUCCACAUAGAGAAGAGAAGCCUUGGACUGAGGGAAAGCCAGCUGGUUCCAGGACAGGGCCACCAAGAGCCCCUGUUCAACACUGAAGCAGACCUCACGCAUCACCUCACUUUUCAGGCCAGUGAGGAUAAGGACGCUUCCCACUGUGCUGUGCCCAUCUCCACAAGCCUCAUCAAACAGAUACUGGAUAAGAAUGGAGUUGAGGACAACCUGGAAAACAUCCUGUGUGAUUUCUAUGGACAAAAGGCCUCCGCUGAGCCUCCAUGGCCUUACAGCUCCAAAGAUGCUGCCAGGUCAGUGCCGGAGCCCCUUGCCCAGUGGGACAGUCCCAUGCAGGUAAAGUUAUCGUGCUGGAAAUUGGGCCUCAGCACCCUGCUGGUGGAGCUGCUGCCCUGGGCCCUGUUAGCUAAUCACUCCCAGUGGGAUCUGUGGCUUUUUGAGGGAGAGACCAUUGUGCUGCAGAUUCCAGCCGGCAAGGUCAUCGUACCACCCAACUUCAAGGAAGCUUUCCAAAUUGGCAUCUAUUGGGCUCAAACAAACACUGUCCACAAGUCUACAGCCAUGAAACUUGUUCAUGAUCUCACCUCCCCUCGAUGGAAAGAGGGCACCGAUUCUGAGGUGGUAACCUUGGAUGAGGAAGGAUAUGUAGAGGCAAACAUCACCCUGGGAGCCGUCCCUGGAAGACAGAAGCUGUGUCAGUUCUGUGUGUCAUCUACGGUAAAACAUGGCAUCCAGAUUCUCCAGAUAGCGGACAGAACGAUCCUUGUCAACAGCACUCCUUACACAAUACACUACAGGCCUCUGCUCACUGACCACAAGCUGGGAAAUGAUAACCAGGCCUGUGACAUACCGGAGACUACAGUAUUCAACCUGGCUCCGUCUGAAGCAGCGUCUCAGACCAAACCCUACUCUUUGCCAUGCUGGGAUCGUCUUCAAACCAGCGCCCAGGAAAAAGUGGAGUUUCCCUUGGCAGUGAAAUGCAUGCUUUUCAGCUCAUUAUCAAGGCCUGAUGCCAGACAUGGGUCUACAGCAUGGAGCCUCCCCACUCUCAUCCGACCAGACUUCCUCAGGCAGAGUGUGUCGGUUCCUGGUGAAACAAACUCUUGGGGUGGCCCGAGCAGCAGAGCCAUAGUCUUGACAUACCAGGAGCAUCUUGGAGUGACGUACAUUACACUAAAUGAGGAUCCUUGCCCUCCCAUGCUGGUGCACAACAAAUGUCCUUUCCAGCUUGUGCUUAAGGAGAACGUAACAGAAACUCCAAGGACCGAGGUGUACUGUUGUCCACUUGCUGCAAAUAGCUCAGUGCACCAUGAGCUCUACUAUCACUUUUCUAGUUUCCCCGACUGCAGGCAGAGAGAAGCACUGCCCACGCUGUUGUUAAAAACCGCAGCAAAUGUUGGCAGCACAGACUGGACUGACCCUAUUGACAUCAAUAGCCCUGGCACUCAGGUGGUAUUCCUGCCAGGUUUUGGUUGUCUCUACAUCGAUGUGGGGUAUGAGAGAGGAACCUUGGUUCUGUCUCUGUCACCAGAGGGCGGUGCAGAUUGCGUAAUCAACCAACACAGCAGGUCUACCAAGCUGUCCCUAACUGUCCUUCUGAGUGAGGCCAGCGUAGUGUUGAGUGAUGACAUCACCAACCCCUCAGGUUCUGUGGAGCUGCUAAGACUCACACUGACCAACCUCUUCCUCAGACUGGCCCCAACAUCCACGUGCCUACCCCCCGAGGUCACCCUCGAGCCUGGAGCAGCUACAGCGUCCAUUUAUACUCUGAUGCCUGACGCCUUUCUGAUCGAGGUUUACUGCUUGUGCCUGCAAGUGGAUAACCAGCUAUACAACCGUGCAAGCUUCCACUUCCCCGUGCUGCUGUGCCAGGAGCAGAGAGGAGGUGCCGAGCUCGGGGAUCAGUGGAGUAACCACGACGUUCCCACUGAGACUCCUGAAAUGCUGGAGGAGUUUAAACGUUCUUGUUUCCUUCAGCUGAGGCUAAUCCUGUCUGCGGAUGGAUGCACCCUAGACGAGGUUAACUUCCAGGUCCAGCCUGCUAGAAUAUACCUUGAAGACACAUUUGUUUACUAUGUCAAAACCUUGUUCCACACUUUCGUCCCUGGCUCCACCUUUGCCUCAGUGAAGCCUCAGAAGUGUAAAGAGUCUGGAUCAGCCUCCACCGUCCCUGAACAGGUACUUCAGUCAAUACAGGCACUGGUCCGGCCUGUGCGUCUGCAGAGGCUAACUAUUCAGCCAGUCAACCUGCUGGUCAGCAUCCAUGCAUCCCUCAAGCUCUACAUUGCUUCAGACCACACUCCUCUAGCCUUCUCCCUGUUUGAGAGGGGGCCGCUCUGCACUACAGCCAGACAGCUGGUUCACGCUCUGGCUAUGCAUUAUGCUGCUGGGGCCCUCUUCAGAGCCGGCUGGGUUGUGGGCUCUUUGGAGAUCCUGGGCAGUCCUGCCAGCCUGGUGCGCAGCAUCGGUAAUGGCGUGUCCGAUUUCUUCCGCUUGCCAUAUGAAGGUCUGACACGUGGACCUGGUGCCUUUGUCAGUGGCGUCUCCAGGGGUACCACGUCUUUCGUCAAGCACAUCUCAAAAGGCACCCUGACGUCCAUCACCAACUUAGCAACCAGCCUAGCCCGAAACAUGGACCGUCUGUCUCUGGAUGAGGAGCACUACACCAGGCAGGAGGAGUGGAGACGGCAGCUACCAGAGAGUCUGGGGGACGGACUCAGGCAGGGGCUGUCACGACUUGGGAUUAGUUUGUUAGGAGCAAUAGCGGGCAUCGUGGACCAGCCCAUGCAGAAUUUCCAAAGGAACUGGGAGAUGCAGAGCACAGCUGGUAGCAAAGCCAAAGGCGUCAUCUCUGGCAUGGGGAAAGGAAUUGUGGGGGUUUUCACUAAGCCCAUUGGAGGAGCAGCUGAACUGGUAUCCCAAACUGGAUAUGGGAUCCUCCAUGGAGCAGGACUGUGGCAGCUUCCUAAACAACUUUACCUGCCAACAGAGGAGAAAUCCGCUGAAGCCCCCAACAGCCACCUUAAAUAUGUUUGGAAAAUGCUCCAGUCUUUAGGGCGACCGGAGCUGCACAUGGCCUUAGAGGUGACUAUUGUGAGUGGGUCUGGCCACGAGCAUGCUGGGUGUCUGCUGCUUACCUCGGAGGUCCUCUUUGUGGUCAGCCUCAGUGAGGACACACAGCAGCAGGCCUUCCCCAUCACGGAGGUCGAGUGUCAGCAGGAGGCGGGGCAGCAGGGGCAGCUCACUCUCACGCUGCAGCAGCAGACAUUAGCCAGUGACACAGAGGGUGAAGGUGUGCGAGAGCGUCUAUCCGAGCAGCAGUAUCAGCGCCUGGUGCAGUAUGUGAAGCGGGCCUCCCACUAUUUCCCUCCCUCUGCUUCAUCACUGCAGCUGCAGCCUCCAGUGACGCUCGCUGAGCCGCCGCCCUCUGUCACCAAGUCAUACCGCUAUCUGGUUGAUCCCGCGUUUGCCAAGGUGUUUGUCAGCAAGUUCACCAUGGUGAAGGAUAAAGCCUUACGGAUCGGAUUCCACUGACAUUGAUCAGCUGCACUUUUCCACCUACCCAUUUAUGCAAAAUACACUACAUUGUCAAAAGUAUUCACUCACCUGCCUUGAAUCAUAUAUGAUCUGAAGUGGCAUCCCCUUCUUAAUCAAUAGGUUUAUAUAUGAUGUCGGUCCACUCUUUAACAGCUUUAAUUCUUCUGAAAAGGCUUUCCACAAGGUUUAGGACUGUGUUUGUGGGAAUCUUUUUUUACCAUGCUUCCAGAAGUGUAUUUGUGAGGUCACACACUGAUGUUAACUACGCGCUAAUUCAUCCCAAAGGUGUUCUAUCAGGUCGAAGUCAGGACUCUGUUCAGGCCAGUCAAGUUCAUCCACACCAAACUCUCUCAUCCAGGUUUUUAUGGGCCUUGCUUUGUGCACAGCCAUGUUAGAAAUGGAAGAACUAUUCCUCCAAAGUUGGGAGCAUGGAAUUGUCCAAAAGGUUGACUCCUUUGUUCCAGUGAAAGCAACUCUGAAGGAUUCAGCAUACCAAGAGCUUUUUGGACAACUCAUUGCUCCCAAGUUUGUGGAUGGCAUCUUCCUGUUCCAACAUGACUGUGCACAAAGCCAUGAAUGAGAGACCCUGGCGUGGAUGAACUUGACUGGCACAAACCGGACAGAACAUCUUUGGGAUGAAUUACAGUGCAGACUGAGAUCCAGGCCUUCUCGUCCAACAUCACUGUGUGACCUCACAAAUGCGCUUCUGGAAGAAGGGUCAAAAAUUACCUACAUAUACUCCUGAACCUUAUGGAAAGCCUUUUCAGAAGAGUUAAAGAUGUUAUAGCUAUUAAAGGUGGACUGAUGCCAUCUUAAACCCUAUUGAUUAAGAAGAUCUUCAGAUCAUACAUGAGGCAAGGCAGGUGAGCAAAUACUUUUGGCAAUAUAGUGUAUAUCCAAUAGGAGCACUUUGUUUUAUAUGAGUCAAGCAUGUGUGCAAAUACACCUGAAAAAAUUGCCUUUACUGCGAUUGGCUGGCGACCAGUUCAGGGUGUACUCUCGCCCGACGAUAGCUGGGAUAGGCUCCAGCACGCCCGCGACCCUGUUGAGGAUAAGCGGUACAGAAAAUGGAUAGAUGGAAAAAUUGCCUUUAUACAUCUUUUUUAAACACAAGAGCUGGAAGCAGCGCUCAGAAUCUGUUUUUAUUCAUAGGUGCAAAACAGUUGAACUUGAAGACUGCGCAAAGACAAAGUACAUGGUAUAUACAGUCCAUAAAGAGCAACAAGCAUUCUUGUCAGCUAGAAUAUUGAAUGAAGUCACAAACACCAGCUGCCAACCAAUUGAUGUUAUAAUAUGAUGUAACGCUGUACACUGAUGCCCAACCCUUAUGUUUUUGCCUUUUAUAGUGUCAUUGCACAACUGGGCUCUGUCUAAGGUUUCAGUACUAGGCCUUUAAAAUUAUAUUUAGAGAACCUUUAUAAUAAAAAAAUAAAUAUU
Phyllopteryx taeniolatus (common seadragon) is the source of this 13961-nucleotide messenger RNA. Its product is annotated as intermembrane lipid transfer protein VPS13B-like. The transcript is spliced from 69 exons. NCBI's taxonomy places the organism in Eukaryota, Metazoa, Chordata, Actinopteri, Syngnathiformes, Syngnathidae. The coding region runs from base 387 to 12521 and encodes 4044 amino acids. The record is from RefSeq and is a predicted model, not a curated record.